Cephus cinctus (wheat stem sawfly) is the source of this 834-nucleotide messenger RNA. RefSeq lists its product as uncharacterized. Bases 33 to 476 code for a protein of 147 amino acids. The transcript is spliced from 4 exons. The record is from RefSeq and is a predicted model, not a curated record. Lineage: Eukaryota; Metazoa; Arthropoda; Insecta; Hymenoptera; Cephidae.
ACCUUAUGAUAUACGCGCUUCCUGAAACAUAAAUGCAUUUCGUCUGUUAUACGUAUCCCUUGUGCAAUAUCGUAGCUGCUCUGGCAGGACUUAAAGUGGGUACAUCGGAAGGCAACGGGUGCCCAGGAGUAUACCUGGAUACUUGUCGGAAGUUCUCGGCAAUGGAUCCAGGAAAAAUCGAUACUGUUGGCGAUAACCUUGAUUUCACGAGGCUCUCUCAGCAUGUACCAAGUACCGGUGGAUUCACUUUGAACCUGUGUGCUCUCCAGCCAUGCUAUCGGAUUUCGCAUUACUGGCGGCUGUAUUCGUCCCUACAAGCCACAUGCGAAUACGAGUCGGUAGGUAUUGCGCAAUGGAGUCGAACGAAUCAUUGGAUCAAAUCUAUUUUCAAUAAGAAUUCCCCACAACAUUGGAAGCAACGUCUGUCCUCGUGCUGGGAAGACUCGUCCCAUGGUGGACCAACCCCCAUAAAGUGAAGCAGGAAACGUGGGGAAAAUAGCUGAUCUGGUCGUUCCGUAUAGGUAUGGGUAGAGUCUGCGUUCUUCUGUGGGAUCGUUGUUAGAACUAUAUAUAUCUACCUAAUGGAACACACGGAUAUGGGACUUAUGUAUAAAGGAUGUAUAAUAAAAAUACAUUGGUCAUCCUGAGCGGACAGAAAACUGGAAGGCCGACCAUUCGAGCUCAUCUAUAGUUAUAUAUGUGGACUAUAGAUUGAUAUAUUUAUACGGCGUUUUAGGUAUAUAUGAGAUAUAUGACGCAUGAAUAUGUUUCACGUAUAAUAAUAUUGACGGUAGCAAUAUGUUAGUGGACGAAAAGUUAAGUAUUGGAAAACUA